CAGCUUCUUGAAUCGCUGCCUGAACGAUGUCGGAGGACGAGGACUUAUACGACGAAUCAGAGACGAGCGGCCUGUUAGACGAUGUCGACACUGAAGAAGAGGACAUCUAUGGAGAUGGCAUUCCCGCACCCGCAGAAGCUGCCCUCGAAAACGACUUCGAGCGUCUAGUAAAAGAUAUUCGAACGGCAGACGAUGUAUCUUCAGUAGCCGUGCUCCAACGCGAAUGGGAUUUCCGUGUUCCGGACGAGGAUGCAUUCCGAGACGAACUGCGUGAAGCAUCUGGGAUUGGGAAGAGGAAGAAGAGAAAGCGUCAGCGGAGAACCGGACCCGCUUUGUCCCACCAAGUGCGCGCGCUGAUUGGUCAAGGUAACCAGGCAUACGUAGACAAUGACCUCCAGGAAGCCAUGCGCAUGAUGCAAGAAGUCAUUCGCAUCGAGCCGCGUGCCAUAUCAGCUUGGACAGAUAAAAACGAACCUCAGAAAGCGCUCCAGCUGAGGAUUGUAGCAGCUCAUCUCAGACAUGAUGCGGAGGAGCAAUCCAGAGACUUGGGAUACAAUCAACAGGCGUUGUAUUGUUAUAGUAAACUGUACAGUCUAGAUCCUACAAACGCGGAUGCUCUCUGGGAUCGAGCCACACUUGCAAAGGAGACGAACGACCUUCGAAUCGCUCGCCACUCCCUCCUCACCAUUCUCAAGCAUUUCCCUCACGAUACCACCGUUCUCACAGAACUUCGUCCCAUCCUGAUAGAACUCUCCGAUUUUGUACUGUGUGCAUCACUCUACGAAGGCGCAUUGGAAUAUUACCAAGGUUUGUAUCCACUUGGGCAUGCCCUCGAUCCAUCCCUCUCUAGAGCGGCUGCUCCACCCAUGGAAUUCGGAUUGAUGGAAAUCCUUGUCCUCGCCGAUUUGCACAAUACCAUGAACCAGUACGACCGCGCCAUCCAGACAGUUCGACGGGGUUGGAGGUGGCUCCAGGGACGCGCUACACAAAAAUUUUGGGAUGUAUGCGAGGAUGAUCGGGAGUAUGACCCGCCUCCAGAGGAAGGUGGCCUCACCGUCCAACGCCAUGGCGACGUCCAACCGGGAUAUUAUCCGCUUGACGUCAACGCCCGACACCGGCUUGCCGUGUCGCGCAUCAAGAUGGGCGAUUUUGAAGAAGGAAAGAUGCACGCCACCAUAGUGCUCUCACAAGACAUGUUAGACUAUGGUGCCCUUUUUGUGGAAAUUGCAGACGCCUAUUUUGAGCGGGAAAUGUACAGUGAGGCACGACCAAUCUAUGAAACCCUUGGGGCCGAAUCAGCUACAAGCAGUUUAUAUGUCCUGCUUCAGGUUGCCACUUGUCGAAGGAUGCAAGGCGACUUGCGCGAAGCUUCAGAAGUGUACCAACAAGUCAUCGAAGCAGAUCCGUCCAAUAAUGACGCCAAGAUGAAACUAGCCGAACUUUACGAGAUCAUGGACGAGCCCCGCAAAGCGCUCGAGCUCGUGUAUCAAGUUAUCGAUUCCAGAAAACGACGUCCAGCCCAGCCUGAAGAUAUCAACACCGACAGAACCACUCCGCAGCCGACCGCAUCUCUGUUCGACGAAAAGUUCCAAACGAGGCAAAAGGGUAAAGCUGUCAAUAAGCAAGGUCGACUGAGUCUGGCGGAACUCAAAUCGCUCGAAGAAGAACGUGAGAAGGAAGUCGUCACGGGAUACAAGCGGAUCGAAGAGCUUUGGCCGAUGAUACUCGGUGAUCAUCCGGAUGAUCAAGCUGAGAGAGAAUGGAUACUUGAGGCUGAGAAGCUUAUUGAGAUGUUCAGAGAAACAAGGAAUCUGUUCCUCACGACCAAGAACUUCGAUUUCCGGGGCAUGUUUCCCAAGCGCCGACAUCAGCGAAGAACCGAUGGCGCUGACGAAGAUCGGAUGGCCUCGAGAUUGGAGUUGAAUGAACGUGAUAAACACAUCCGGAAGGGAAGAGAUGACACCCUAAACACAGAAAAGGUUGAUUCAUUCCGGGGCGUUUCCUUCGAAAAUUGGCUCCGCGUAUUUAUGCAGUAUGCGUUCACGCUGACCAAACGAGGGGGCCACGAAUCGGCUGAAGAGGUGCUACGACAUAUUCUUUUGUCGAACGCCUACCGCAGCAAAGAGACGCAGGUCACCAUCCGGCUUGCCAUCAUCACCUGCGCAAUUUCUGUGGGAAAUUAUGCCGUUGCUGUCGAACAGUGCCGAAAGUUGAUCAACUCACAUCAAUUCAAUAAUGAACCAUUCCGAAUAUUGAUUUCGUCGCUCUCGAACGGACUGCGUGCUACGGAUUCUUUCAUAAGCUCUACGCUCCAGAAACAUCUGUUUAGGGAGUUGCGUCUCAGUGACGCCGCUGUCCGGACGCCGGAACUCCUGAAGUGGAAUAGCUCUAGUCGACGCUACAAUUUAUCCUCGACAAAAGCAGGGGAAGACGAUGAUGGGACAAAAGGCGGGGAUGUUUUGGAUGAGGAGGCUGAUGAUGCUGGUGAUGCUGAUGCAUCGGGAGACAAAAGGCAACCACGGCUACCGACGAAGAACAACCCGAUGCCAGUCGCCAUCUAUGGACAGUUGUGUCUUGCAGCGAAAAGUUACCAGAGUGCAAUAUUUUACCUUCUGCAUGCAUACGACUAUUGUCCUGAGGACCCUAUGAUCUGCUUGUGUUUGGCCAUCUCCUCGAUUGGGCGGGCGAUGCAACGCCAGUCAGAUAACCGACACCACCUAAUCGUGCAAGGCAUGGCAUUUCUCUCUCACUACCGCAGGAUCCGAAGGCAAGAUGGGGAUCACGUUCUCCCAGAAAUUGAGUUCAAUUUCGGGAGAGCGUUCCACCAGCUUGGUCUUCACUCGCUCGCAGUCACGCAUUACGAGAAGGCACUGCAGUUGGUUGAAAGCCGGAGUGACAAUGAUGUCUCCGUCGCACGAGAGGCUGCGUAUAAUCUUUCGUUAAUUUAUGUGACGACGGACGCUGUGCUUCUUGCGGACAACCUCUAUCGGAAGUGGCUCUCUGUAUGAAUAAAGGCCGUGUUUAUUCCUGCCUGUAUCGAUAGUCUCGCUCCUAGUUAUGUAUAACUCAGUUUCGAUGGGAGGGUCGGUUGUGCUUAACGCAUUGAGAAUGCGAUCGGGUAUCACGAAUGAGUCUGCUG
This is a messenger RNA of Pisolithus orientalis, 3139 nucleotides long. RefSeq lists its product as uncharacterized. The record is from RefSeq and is a predicted model, not a curated record. NCBI's taxonomy places the organism in Eukaryota, Fungi, Basidiomycota, Agaricomycetes, Boletales, Pisolithaceae. Bases 27 to 3008 code for a protein of 993 amino acids. The transcript is spliced from 20 exons. Gene Ontology annotation, molecular function: protein binding. Gene Ontology annotation, biological process: transcription by RNA polymerase III. Gene Ontology annotation, cellular component: transcription factor TFIIIC complex.